This is a messenger RNA of Rhincodon typus (whale shark), 2196 nucleotides long. RefSeq names its product cytosolic carboxypeptidase 3-like. Gene Ontology annotation, molecular function: metallocarboxypeptidase activity; zinc ion binding. The transcript is spliced from 14 exons. Gene Ontology annotation, biological process: proteolysis. The record is from RefSeq and is a predicted model, not a curated record. NCBI's taxonomy places the organism in Eukaryota, Metazoa, Chordata, Chondrichthyes, Orectolobiformes, Rhincodontidae. Bases 1 to 2196 code for a protein of 731 amino acids.
AUGGAGGAAGGUGACUUUGCUGAAGAUAUAUAUGUCCAAUAUAUGAAGAAACAUUUUCCAGAACUCCUCGCAGCUCAACAGAAGGCCCAUCAAAGAAAUAUGGGAGUUAAAGUGAAGCGCAAGAACCAUCUCUUUCUGCCCUCAACAGGAAAUUAUUAUGAAGAUGAAAUUGAAGAAUACCUGCAGGAAUCAGAUGAAGAAUGUGAUGAAAGAGAUAGCCCACUAACUGCCAAAAACUCUGAAUGGUGUCAACAAAAGCCUGUUUUACCUCGUACAACUCAGAUUGUGAUUGAGGAUAGUUUUGGAGGGCUUGUCCAUCGUUUGUGUGAGCCUUGGGACCUGUAUGGCCUUUCCACCAAACACCAAUUACCCUGUUGGCCACAGGAGUGUGAAGUCAUCAAAGAACGUAUCAAGCACAUUGUGGGUGUUUCAAUAGGCCCAGAACCUUUUUAUAGAGCAACAGGAUUGGAGCAAGCACCAAUCUAUAUAAACCCAGAAGAGGGUGAACUGGUGUAUAGUACCACUAAAGCCUAUAUGGAACCCUGUUUCACCUUUUCCCGAGUGAGUGGCAGUUCCAAGCCCCUGAAACAGGCAGCCGUUAAUGUCAGCGAUCAAAACAACACACUGAUAUUCGAGUCUCGAUUUGAGAGUGGGAAUCUCGAGAAAGUAUUCAAAGUAGGGGAAUACGAAUAUAACUUAAUGUUACGCACGGACCUCUACACAGCAAAACACACCCAGUGGUAUUACUUCCAGGUGCAGAACAUGCGGCCAGCAAUCCAAUACCGCUUCACCAUCAUUAACCUGAUGAAGCCCACCAGCCUGUACAACAUGGGAAUGAAGCCGCUGUUGUAUUCCACGAAGGAUGCAGAGCUGCACAAGGUCGGGUGGCGCAGGGUAGGGAGCCAGAUCAAGUACUACCGAAACAACUAUGGCAACAGCAAGCACCACUAUUACUCACUCACCUGGACCUUUGAGUUCCCUCAUGCCGGGGACAUCUGCUACUUUGCCCACUGCUAUCCCUACACCUACUCUGACCUCCAGGACUAUGUGACAGGUGUGGUCAAUGAUCCGGCCAAGUCCAAAUUCUGCAAGGUCCGGGUGUUGUGCCGUUCCUUGGCCGGGAACAUGGUUUACGUCCUGACUGUGACCAAUCCCUCCGAGAGUUCCAAGGCCGCACUCGAAAAGAAAGCGGUGAUCCUGACCGCCCGUGUCCACCCAGGUGAGACUAACAGCUCCUGGAUGAUGAAGGGUUUCCUUGACUACCUUCUUGGCAAUUCGAUGGAUGCCAAACUGCUGCGGGACACCUUCCUCUUCAAAAUCGUGCCAAUGCUGAACCCUGAUGGGGUCAUUGUGGGGAAUUACCGGUGCUCACUCUCUGGCCAGGAUUUAAAUCGUAAAUACCGGUCCUAUUUGAAGGAGUCCUACCCCUCUGUGUGGUACACUCGGAAACUGAUCAAACGGUUAAUGGAGGAGCGGACAGUUUUUCUAUAUUGUGAUCUACACGGACACAGUCGGAAGCAGAACAUUUUUAUGUAUGGUUGUCAGAGCCGGAGGCGGACUGUGUCAUCAUAUGCCAAGCAGCGAGUGUUCCCCUUCAUGCUUAGUAAGAACUGCUGUAACAAGUUUUGUUUUAAAAGUUGCAAAUUCCACGUGAAGCGGGCUAAAGAAGGAACAGGACGUGUGGUAGCGUGGAGGAUGGGAGUCACCAACAGUUACACCCUGGAAACGACUUUCUGUGGUUCCACAUUGGGGAACAGUAGGGACAUUCAUUUCAAUGUGAAUGAUCUGGAAUCAGUGGGUUUUGAGUUUUGUGACACCCUAUUGGACUAUUGUGAUCCUGAUCAGUCCAAGUACAUCCAAUGUAAAAGGCAGUUGCAGAACCAAAUAAAAGAACAUAUUGUUGCCAAAAUGGAAAUGUCUGGUACAAGGUACGAUUCUGAUGCAUCGCUGGGUGAUAUCCUCUCUUAUAUUGAAUCCAGCACCAUUGGUUCAAACAGUUCCGAGUCCGAUGACCAGUCUUUGCAUUUUGGAAGAAAGGUACAUGAGGAACACAGGACCACAGAAACACUGAAAGUGAAAGGACAGGAGGAGAGAGAAAUUAAUAAGGCUUACGCAUGUGACAAAAAGGAAAAAACAACUAAAAACCAAAAAACAGAGACAAAAUUCCUACUUGAUCCGGAAGGUGUUAAAUACUGA